Molecule: messenger RNA, 10161 nt
Organism: Octopus bimaculoides (California two-spot octopus)
Lineage: Eukaryota; Metazoa; Mollusca; Cephalopoda; Octopoda; Octopodidae
Product: splicing factor 3B subunit 1
Biological process (GO): spliceosomal complex assembly
Molecular function (GO): mRNA binding
Source: RefSeq, a predicted model, not a curated record
ACAAGGAAAAGGUUGGCAGUGACCAUCAUGAGAGUGCCUGGUUAUAUCUUCAAAUAAGCCAGUGCUUUGAAGUCUCUCUCUCAACUUUUUGCCUCAUAUAAAUUGAUAUGUUUUAUCUCUGUGGCUUGUUAAUUAGUUCUUUGAAUCUUCUUCAUCUCUUAUAAUAUCAAAGUUAGUUAUAGUUGUAGGAAAGGCCGUUAAUGAUUGAAGAUGUAAGCAACACUUGUAGAUAUUUUAUUAGGUUUGCUGUAAUUCUUCUCUUUCCUCUUUAUGUAUUAAUAUUAAAUAAGUUGUGGCAUUGUAAGACGAGACUUUGUACCUUUUUAUUUUAUAUUAUGAUUAAUAUUGUAAAGCCACGUGGCUUGGUGGUUAGGGUAUUUCACUCACGGUUGCGAGGUUGUAGUUUCAAUUCCCAGACCAGCCGUACAUUGUGUUCUUGAGUGAAACGCUUCACUCCACUCAUCCACAACACACUCGUAUUUUGUUUCAGGGGAAUAUGUCACCUACCUGAUUAGUGAGUGUGGGUGGCAGCCUUUGAAAGCUAGAAGAUUGCAAGUGUUUUGUGACCAGUGGUCUACUUAAUACCAUGAUUACUAUGAUGAUUAAUAUUAGAGUAGAUGCGUUGGUUGAAAUGGUAAAAUACUGGACCAUUUAGUGUAUCUGGUUUAAUAGUUUAUAUUUCUCUGUUCAAAUCCAUUUUGCUUAGCUUUUAUUUUAUUUUUGUUUUUACAUUGGUUUAUCCUAUUUGUUAAUAAAAUACUAGGGUUAUACCUGUUGACUUCCCUAUCUCUAGAUAAUUUUAUUUGUAAGCAAAAAGCGAAUUGUCUUUACUUACAAGAAUUCAUACAUUUGUGUUCUUUGUUUUAGUAUUAUCACGUUCAAUUGUACACUUGUGCAUACAACUUGUUUUCAAAUGUUUAUCAGAUUUCUUGUCAGUGUUGAGCAGGUUUUUGAAGUUGUAGAGAAGUGUGAUCCAUCUCUGUUUAGUCUUAUUAUUACAUCCUUUGGUGUUUCCAUGAGUAAUGUUUCAAUUUUGGGAUUGAUGUCAAUCAUGAAAAUUCAUUCUUGUCACUAUCCACUGUAGUAAAAGAAUAUUUUACUUUACUUGUUAAAUUUGUCCUCCUCCACCUCCUCAAAGAUUGGGUUUGUUAUCUUGGUCCAAGUCAGUUCUUAUUUAGAAUUACUAACAUCCAAGACAUGUCUAAUUCAUAUGUUCCAAUUUUGGCAUGGCUUCUCUUGGGUACCAACCACUUUACAGAAUGUCUUGGUACAUUUUAUCAUAUCAUCAGUGCAAAAGAGGUUAACAUGGCCUCAAAAAGAUCAAGGCUUGCUCUCAACCAAGUGUUGUGUCCAUUCAUUUUCCAACCACUGUUCAUAGUUUACUGGUUACAAUUAUCAAGUCUGCUGCAAAAUCAGGGUUGCCAGAUUAAUUACAUAAAAUGUAGCACAAAUUUUUCCAGAAAGUUGCAGAUUAUGUUAGAAAGUAUUCCAAAAUGAACAUUUUUUUAGUAAAUUAGAAUGUGUUUGAAUGGUAUACACACAAACAUACGCACUCACACAUACACGCAUAUACAAAGAUUGUCUGCAGGUCAGUUCUAAUUUACUUGAUAAUUUAAUAUUCAAUUGGAUUUUUACCUUUCAUAUUAAAAUAUAAUUCUACUAGAGUUAGUAACCCAAAUAAAAAAUAAUAGAAGCAUGUGGUCCAGAAAAGUAGCAUUAUGUUACUUAGCCGAAUCUGGUAACCCUGUACAAGAGUAGAGAGCUUUUAUUUUAAGAUAUCUCUGAAUGUGAUUGAGAGAGUGAAUAGAAGAGUGAGUGAUGAUACAGGGAGAACUAGAGCAAGAGGGUGUAUGAUGGUGUGGGGGGAGUAUUGGGAAAGCAGAAGAGGGGGAAUAAUAAAUUUAGACAGUGGAUGAGGAAGGAGUUUUAGGAGUGAUAGAGGAGCAAGUAUUGUAAAAGAGAUAUAAGACUGGUGAUGCUGAGAAAAAGAGUGACAGAUAACAAUAUUGAAUGACAUGGUGGUGGGGCGAAGGUAUGAAGAAAGGGGAUAAUAGGGGAUAUUAAAUAUAGAUAGGUCUGAUGACUUGUUUGGAAAUUUGGUCCCUAACUGUUAGAUGGACGUUUUAAGGUAUCUUAUUGAUAAUUGUUUGGUUCUGUAUGGCUCUUUGAAAUUUUAUAGAUUUCUGAGAAUAUUUAUGAAAAGGUUCAAAAUCAUUUUUAAAGGAUCAAAAGCUUUUCUUCCAGAAUAUCUCAAAAAUAUUUGUUUUAUUGGUUGAUGUUCUGUUCUUAAAAACAUUGGUGAAGGAGAAGAAGAAGAAAAAAAAAGCCUAAUCUUUUAUAGCUAAAAUGGAAAAAAGAAAAAAUUCCAUCUCAAUUUACUUUAGUAGAACACUAUCAGACCUGCAUCAUCAUCAUCGUUAAAGCUCCUUGAAGUGAAGUUAAGAAUAUGUUUCAAGAGACAACUGCAAAUGUGUAUCACCUGUUUUACAUGCUGUUAAAAAGACUGCAUGAAGUAGACAGUACUGCUACUCGUUCAGUGUUGUGGCACUAGUGCCACUAAACUGAUGUACAACUUAAAAAAUCUGGGUACUAAUUAAAUGUAUCUUUCCUUUCUAGCUACUGGAAUGCCUUGCUGCCGUUGGUGCCUGAUCGACAUCUAUCAUGUGAGGUGCUUUCACCUCGGUGCCCUUCCUUCUGCAUUGUUGUUGUUGUUGUCAAACCUUUAAGAUUAAGAUUGGCUUUCUCAAAUUUCAUUUAAUUUAAUUUUUUUAAUGAAAAAACUAGGUGAUUUUUUUAAAAAAAAUAAAUUAACCUGAUCCAUGAUAAAAUAAGAAACACAACAAUUCACCAAUAUAUGUAGGAUACAUAAUUGUAGUGUAAUUCACAUCUUAUUUAGUGUCUACUACAUGUUGCUAUAGAAAGGCUGAGUGCUUACCAACUACUUGAAUUACCAGUGUAAUUAAGUCCCAAACACUUCUGCUGAUGCCUCACUGUUGCUGUUACCAUUGAUCUCUAUCAAUUAGAUUUAUCAGUUUUCAAUUUUUUAAUUGAACCUUUUUUUUUUUUUUUGGCUUAAAUGAAAGUUUAGUGAUUUACUUUCUAUAAUUUUGUCAGCCCUUUCUUUGAACAUAUCAUCUUAAAUGAACUACUUUCAUUGAAAGAAGGUAAAAAAAGAGAAAUUUUUGUUUUUAAUCCCAUAAAAUAUAGUUCUUCCUUUUGUAGCAGUACAUCAAUUUUCAUUAUACAUAUACAUUAUGUAUAUAUACAUAUAUAUAUAUAUAUAAUCAUAGAAGUUUGUCCAUAAAAUAAGCCUUUUCCUUGGUAUUAACCUACAAAUGUUCAAGACAUUAUAUAUCAAUAUGGGUAUACAGGUUGUAGAUAGUAUUCAUUUGCAUGUUGACUGUCUCAGGAAGAAAAAAAAAAGGAUUUAUAAUAUUUGAGAAAUAUCAGUCAAAUUUGGUUCAGUUUGUCUUCAUGACAUGUUCUGUCAGUCUCACUUGACAAAACCACCUUUGGCCUCGUUGACAGUUUCCAGGCAGCCUUGGAACCAGCCACAGAUCUUUAUCACUCUCUCCUGUUUUAGAUCCCUGAAGGCCCUCAGCUUGUUCUUCUUGUUGCAGCUGGAUGUGUUGGCGUCUCAUUCCACCAUGACCCACACAAAGAAGUCAAGAGGGUUGCAGUAAGGCCAAAUAUGAGAUGCUGUGUAAUCAAAGAAGUUCUUCGACAGCCAGGCCUGGACCUUCCAGCUGCGGUAGUAAGGUUGCAGAGUCUUGCUGUCACACACAUGACCUCCCUGCAGCCACCCCACUUGACCUAGGGCUUUACCACUUUGCUCAGAACAUGAAUGUAGUCAUUGGUGUUUGGCCUGAGUUUCUUGGCAAGAAGUCGGGUAGCAUGUUGUCACCAUUGCUGAUGACAUUGAAGACCAUAAUUGUUGCUGGAAAUUCCAUCUGCAGGACUCUGGGUGGGACAGCGAGCAACAAGUCAGUUAUUCUGCAAAAAAGAAAUUAAGCAAAAAUAGUUGUUUUUAAGAAAAACAGGCUGACAACAAAAGUAAAAAGAAUAGGUGCAAAUUUAGCAGCUGAAAGCUGCAAGUGAAUAUCAUCUGCACCCUGUAUAUAGGAUGUGUGUAUGUGUAUGCAUAUAUAUAUACACACACACACAUACUAUAUACAUAUAUAUAUAUUCAUUUGUUUUUGUGUUCAUUUUUCCUGCUGGGUUAGACAGAUGUAUUAAGAAAGCAUUGUUAUGCAACUGGAUACCCUUCUCGUUGCUUCCCCUUACCUCUUUCUUUUUUUUGGUGGUGGGGGAUAUCUUAUACUAUUUACAAAAGCACAAAACCAGUGGAUGACCUGUUGACAGAGGAAAUGGCAGCAAAGUCGCUCCCUCUGGCUCAAGAGAAUUUUCAGAAAAGUAUAUAAACAUACACACACAGUUAUACAUAUGCAUGCAUGCAAACUGUAUUUGUGUGCAUGCAUAUAUACACAUACUUGAUGAGCUUCUUCCAGUUUCUGUCUGCCAAAUCCCGAGGUUAUGGUAGAAGACACUUGUCUAAGGUGUUACCCAUUAGGAUUGAACUUCAGACCAGGUGGUUGGCAUACAAACUUUUUAACCACAUAAUCAUGCCUGCAGCCUGUGUAUGAAAUUAGCAGCUAAAUGAUUUCCUAUAUGAAAUUUUGUUUCUCUCACCUGGGGCAAAGCAUUAAUAACAAAGUAAAACUUCAUAAAAUUUGAAAUUGGCAUCAGUUUGAUAGAAUCAGUGUUCUUUGGUUUUCUUUAGAUUAGAAAUUUAUCCUGCAAACCAAGUUGUAGAAAGAGAGAGAUGAUUGUUCAAACUUCCUAUUCUGAUAGCAAUUAGCAGUUCCUAAAAUUAUAUUUUAAAUAUGAUUUCCCCAAACUAGUUUUGCAACAGAAAUGCAAUCUCGUUUCUCUGUAGCAUCAUGUAGUAGGAAAAGCAGAAUUCUAUAAGAUAUUCUCAUUUUAUUUAAGAGAGAUGUACACGUAUGCUAGAUGUAUAUAGUUUAAAACUUACUGAACAUUUCUAUGUUUUGGGGUGAGAGGAAGUAAAUAAGAAACGAAAAUGAUAUAUUUGAUAAUUUUUUGCCAAGGCUGUUCCAUGCUGUGAAUUGGUGGAAAAGAAGAAUUAUCGGGAACCUUUUCUUCUUUUUUUUUUGUUACCCUCUCCUUGUUCUGUUUCUAGAACUACACUAAUCUGAGACUAAUUUUAGGGUUGGUGUUUAUGAAAGCAGACACGAACAGAAGAUGGCACUAACUCAUGAAGCUGCACUGCGGCAAAACUCCCGAUCCAAAACUGAACAAACGAACUUUCUCUGAUGUGAUGGUUGAACAACGACUUACACACCAACAGGCUGCUUUACGGCAACAACUGGUAGAGAAGGCCAAAUCAGGAGAGUUGCAUGCAGUCAAUGGUUCAUCAGGAGAUUCUUCAAGUACAUCAGCAUCCGUAGCUGCAGCAGCGGCAGCGGCAGCGGCUGCUGUGGCCCAGAAACAACCGGUGAAGAGACGGCGAUGGGAUCAAGCAACAGAUGACAGCACACCAGCCAAGAAGACAUCAAGUUCCAGUUGGGAUGCUGCAGAAGCUACAGCAAAUACCCCUUCCAGCACUCGCUGGGACGAGACCCCAGGUCGUAGUAAGGGUGGAGAAACACCCAGUGCCACACCUGGUGCGAGUACUCGAGCUUGGGAAGCAACUCCCGGUCAUGCCACACCUGGUGCUGCUACACCUGGGAGGGACACUCCCGGACACCAGGCGACACCAAGUGCUCGCAGAAAUAGAUGGGAUGAGACACCAAAAACAGAAAGGGAAACUCCUGGCCAUGGUAGUGGCUGGGCCGAAACACCAAGGACUGAUCGAGGUGGGGAUCUUAUUCAAGAUACACCAACACCUGGAGCUAGCAAACGUCGAUCGAGAUGGGAUGAAACUCCAGCAGCUGCAACUCCUGGAGGAAUGACUCCAGGUAGUAUGACACCAAAUAUGACUCCAGGUGGUACCACACCAGGUGGCAUGACACCUACAAAUAUGACACCAAGUGGAAUGACUCCGAGUGGGAUGACACCUGGAAAUAUGACCCCUGGAGGCAUGACCCCUGGUGGUACCACACCUACAGGCCAGAAAGCCAUGGCCAUGGCUACACCUACACCUGGCCAUCUCAUGUCUAUGACACCUGAACAGCUACAGGCUUAUACUUGGCAGAGAGAGUUGGAUGAGAGGAACAGACCUCUGUCAGAUGAAGAACUUGAUUCCAUGUUUCCUACAGGCUAUAAGAUCCUCCAACCACCUGCUGGUUAUGUACCAAUUCGAACUCCAGCUCGUAAACUAACUGCCACUCCCACACCAAUGGCAGGAACCCCAAUGGGAUUCCGAAUGCAAACACCAGAUAGCAAGGUUUCAAUUGUUGACAUGCAACCUAAAGGUAAUUUACCAAUGAUGAAACCAGAUGACAUGCAGUAUUUUGACAAACUCUUGGUUGAUGUGGAUGAAGAGACCCUCACUCCUAAAGAACAGAAAGAAAGAAAAAUAAUGAAAUUGUUAUUGAAAAUUAAGAAUGGUACACCUCCUAUGAGAAAGGCUGCUCUUAGACAAAUCACUGAUAAAGCUCGAGAUUUUGGUGCUGGUCCAUUGUUCAACCAAAUCCUACCUUUGCUAAUGUCACCCACACUUGAAGAUCAAGAAAGACAUUUACUAGUGAAAGUUAUUGAUCGUAUCCUCUACAAACUGGAUGAUUUGGUGCGACCUUAUGUGCACAAAAUUCUUGUUGUUAUUGAACCGUUAUUGAUUGAUGAAGACUACUAUGCCAGAGUUGAAGGUAGAGAAAUUAUAUCUAAUUUGGCAAAAGCGGCAGGUCUGGCAACCAUGAUUUCUACAAUGAGACCAGAUAUUGACAAUAUGGACGAGUAUGUACGUAACACCACAGCCAGAGCAUUUGCAGUCGUCGCAUCUGCUCUUGGGAUCCCUUCUCUUCUGCCUUUCCUAAAAGCUGUUUGUAAAAGCAAAAAAUCUUGGCAGGCAAGACAUACUGGGAUCAAAAUCGUCCAACAAAUUGCUAUUCUUAUGGGCUGUGCCAUUCUUCCUCAUUUGAAAAGUUUAGUGGAAAUUAUUGAACAUGGUCUGAUUGAUGAGCAGCAGAAAGUGCGAACCAUCACAGCUUUAGCCUUGGCAGCUUUAGCUGAAGCUGCUACACCUUAUGGUAUUGAGUCCUUUGAUAGUGUGCUCAAACCCUUGUGGAAGGGUAUCAGACAACACAGAGGAAAGGGUCUAGCUGCCUUUUUGAAAGCCAUUGGUUAUCUUAUUCCAUUGAUGGAUGCUGAAUAUGCCAACUACUAUACCAGAGAAGUGAUGUUAAUCCUCAUUCGAGAAUUUCAGUCUCCAGAUGAAGAAAUGAAAAAGAUUGUGUUAAAGGUAGUGAAGCAGUGUUGUGCUACGGAUGGUGUGGAACCCCAAUACAUUAAAGAGGAAAUUUUGCCACCAUUUUUUAAGCACUUCUGGAACCAGAGAAUGGCUUUAGACCGAAGGAAUUAUCGCCAGUUGGUAGACACAACAGUGGAAAUUGCUAACAAAGUUGGAGCUGCCGAAAUUAUUGUACGUAUUGUGGAUGAUCUGAAAGAUGAAGCUGAACAAUACAGAAAGAUGGUUAUGGAAACAAUAGAGAAGGUUAUGGGUAACCUUGGUGCUGCUGAUAUAGAUUCAAGAUUAGAAGAACAACUUAUUGAUGGUAUAUUAUAUGCCUUCCAGGAACAGACAACAGAGGAUGUUGUCAUGUUGAAUGGCUUUGGAACUGUUGUGAAUGCCCUUGGCAAAAGAGUAAAACCAUAUUUGCCCCAGAUUUGUGGUACUAUAUUAUGGCGUCUUAACAAUAAAUCUGCCAAGGUCAGGCAGCAAGCAGCAGAUUUGAUAUCAAGAAUUGCAGUUGUUAUGAAAACUUGUCAAGAGGAGAAAUUGAUGGGUCACUUGGGUGUUGUAUUAUAUGAAUACUUGGGAGAAGAAUACCCUGAAGUGUUAGGAAGCAUCCUAGGGGCUCUUAAAGGUAUAGUCAAUGUUAUAGGAAUGACCAAGAUGACGCCUCCUAUCAAAGACCUCCUCCCCAGACUAACACCAAUUCUAAAGAACAGACAAGAGAAAGUACAAGAAAACUGCAUAGAUUUAGUUGGACGAAUUGCUGAUCGUGGAGCAGAAUUUGUAUCGGCAAGAGAAUGGAUGAGGAUUUGUUUUGAACUCCUUGAACUGUUAAAAGCUCACAAAAAGGCAAUUCGCCGAGCCACAGUGAAUACAUUUGGGUAUAUUGCAAAAGCUAUUGGCCCUCAUGAUGUAUUAGCAACACUUUUGAACAAUCUGAAAGUCCAAGAACGACAGAAUCGUGUGUGUACCACUGUAGCUAUUGCUAUUGUAGCUGAAACCUGCUCCCCUUUCACUGUCCUCCCUGCACUGAUGAAUGAAUAUAGAGUUCCUGAGUUGAAUGUCCAAAUUGGUGUGCUGAAGUCAUUAUCCUUCAUGUUCCAGUACAUUGGUGAAAUGGCAAAAGAUUACAUCUAUGCAGUCACUUCAUUGCUUGAAGAUGCUUUAAUGGACAGAGACCUUGUUCAUCGUCAAACAGCAAUGGCUGCUAUUCAGCAUUUGUCCCUUGGAGUGUAUGGUUUUGGCUGUGAAGAUGCUCUAAAUCAUUUAAUGAACUAUGUCUGGCCAAAUAUUUUUGAAACAUCACCACAUGUUGUACAAGCAUUUAUGGGAGCCAUUGAAGGACUUCGAGUUGGUUUGGGAUCGGCAAGAAUUCUCCAGUAUGCUCUACAGGGGCUUUUCCACCCUGCACGGAAAGUGCGAGAUGUUUACUGGAAAGUGUACAACACUGUAUAUAUCGGGGCCCAAGACGGCAUGAUUCCAGCCUAUCCUCGCAUACCAAAUGAUGUGAAAAACCAAUACAUUCGCUAUGAACUUGAUUAUAUGUUAUGAUUGAAUCCUACUCAAGAACCUCUGGUUUUAGACUCUGUCAACUGGACAUGGCACACACACACACACACACACACACACACAGCGAGAGAGGUCGAGCCCGCACGGUCGGGAGGUGCCGGUGUAAAUAAACUUCUGUGAAGAUCCUGACUCUUUCAUUGAGAGACAAUCUUUUCAAGCUUGCUUCUGUGCACAGAUCAGAAGCUUUUGGCAUUGGAAGAACUUCAAAACAUAAAUAAAAUAACACUAUUCAGAAAACGCACUCUUUCUCUUUCUCUGUCUCACACAUUUACAUAUUCCCACAAUCUCUUCAACGUGUUACAUGAUAGGACAUCUACUUGGUUAAGUCUAAAGUUUCUGAACUAAAGGCUGUUUGGUUUGACUGAAACUGCAUUGAAAAAAGGUUUUAAAAAACAAAACAAAAAACGUCUACAUAACUAGAAAAACAUUUGUUUGACUGUUUCCAAGGUGGACAUAGUUCCUUCUGUAUAGUUUCUGCUUUGCUGCCUGUCCAACAUUCAUAAAAGCAUUGGUAUUUACCAGAACCUGCACCACCAGAAUCAGUUCCAUCCUGAAAGGCAGCAAGAUCAAGACAUCCUAUCUCACAUCUCACACAAUUUCUUUCCUCUUUUCUUUUUUUUCCUUGGCAAAGUGACUUAAAAAAAAAUUUUAAAAAACAGCCAGCAAGUGAUGAAGGAAACAUUGUUCAAGUCCUUAAAUUUUCUUUCUUUUAAAGAUAUUUUUCUCCUUUGUCUUUUUCCCAAAUCUUUUUCAAAAGAUUUUCCUUUUUUGUUUAUUUGUUUUUACCUUCUGACUCUGUUCUUCAACUUUAGCAAUUGUUCUAAUGACUGUUUCUUUUUUGUCUUUAAUCUAUUAGAGUGAGUUAGCUUUAAUAAUUCAGAUUCCAGUGGCAGCAGCAGCAGCAACUAAAACACCAUCAUUGUCAUCAUCAUCAUAAAGAACAAUUUAUAAUUAACUUUACAACUUACUUGUAACACACACCCUUUCUCUCUCUCUCUCUUUCAAACACUUUAAACAAAUUGCCUGUUUUGGAUUUUUCUUUCUCCCUCUUUAUAAUCAAUCAAACCAAAUAUUUCUUCAGACUUUCAGCUGUCACUUUUAUCAUUUAUAAAUAAAAUUUGAUGUCUGUGUUUUGUAACUUUGUAUGGUUAGUACUCACAGAAUCAGGUGUGUCCUCA